Patiria miniata (bat star) is the source of this 1081-nucleotide messenger RNA. RefSeq lists its product as uncharacterized. The transcript is spliced from 2 exons. The record is from RefSeq and is a predicted model, not a curated record. The coding region runs from base 1 to 885 and encodes 294 amino acids. Gene Ontology annotation, molecular function: metal ion binding. NCBI's taxonomy places the organism in Eukaryota, Metazoa, Echinodermata, Asteroidea, Valvatida, Asterinidae.
AUGCACGGGUGUAGGAUAUGCCAGUCAGCCUCAGUCUUUGAGGCUCAAACGCUCCGCUGUGGACAUCAGUUCUGCAAGGAAUGUCUCCUAUCUCUCCUGCCGGACUCCAGCAACUUUUCAGUAUCAAUCCUGCCUCAACACAUUGCCAUCAUCGUCUGUCCUCGUUGUCACGAGAAAUGCGAGUACUCCCGAGUGCACGAAGAGCGCCACCGCGGGAAAGCCGUGAGAACUGGUACGGCGCCCUCGCCGUUCGCGGACGAAGCGGAGAGGAGAAGGCUUCGCAAGAGGGCGCAAUUCAUCCAAGUGUACAAGCGAGAAACUGUCCAAUGGAACAGAAAAUCGAGGUCUCGUUUGCUACUGGAGGAGGACCAAUUCCCAGUUCAACAUUUUCGUCGUAAGGAUAGCACCUCCUUGCUGGCGAGUCACACUUUCAGACGGACACGAAACAAGGGUUAUCAACCCAUCGGGCAUGGAGGACCGAGUUGCUGGGUGCCAAGGGGCAUACGCGCCGAUGACGUGAGGGCCAUCGACCACGUCAACGGCCGCUUCGUCGCCUGCAUCAUCGUCUCUGACCCGGGCAGGACAACGGACGCGCACGCUGGUAGGAGGACAUCCCCGCAUGCCGACGCACAGCUACCGAGACGGGUUGGUUCGACCUCGCCGUACGCUGCUGCAACGCCACGCCUUGAAUACCACCGAUCUCCCGAGCAAGGGACGGAGUCGUGCCCGCUUCGAGUUAGUGCAGCAAAAUUCGUCACGGCAACAGGCCACUCUACCGUUUCGUGUUGCUCGGACCCGAACACUCGACAAGGCAUUGCGGCAGGGAUGUUUGUUCUCCUCCUGAUUGCUAUAAUCGUCACGACGUCGAUAAUAAGUGCGUCAUAAUUAUCGAUGGCUGAUGAUUUCUUGAACAUUCAAAAGUUAAAUAUGAGUGGUAUCGAAUCGGAAACAUACCCGGAUAAAUUGAACAAGUUGGCUGACCUGCCUCUGGUUUUGGAAAAAGGUUCUCGGUGUUGAUCGUUUUUUGAAUACUCUAUUAAAAUUGUUACCCUGUGGUAAAGUGUAUAUUGCCAGGUUUACA